Messenger RNA from Ochotona curzoniae (black-lipped pika), 1377 nucleotides. It is a transcript of the gene CATSPER4, whose product is annotated as cation channel sperm associated 4. NCBI's taxonomy places the organism in Eukaryota, Metazoa, Chordata, Mammalia, Lagomorpha, Ochotonidae. Gene Ontology annotation, molecular function: calcium-activated cation channel activity; voltage-gated calcium channel activity. Gene Ontology annotation, cellular component: CatSper complex; sperm principal piece; membrane. The record is from RefSeq and is a predicted model, not a curated record. Gene Ontology annotation, biological process: sodium ion transport; flagellated sperm motility; transmembrane transport.
AUGGGGACAUUCCCCUACGACUUCAUCCACAAGGUGCAGGGGGACUUUGUGGGGCCCGGUAGGGCAGUGGCUGCACUGAGGCCAAUUCCUGUCUUGCAGAAGCCCCGGCAUGAUUCCUUCAUCCGGCCUGAGGACCAGGUGCUCAUCAACCGUUGGGACAUCAUGUACAAAACGGACACCUGGGACAUGCAGGAACUCAUCACGCGCAUGUACAUUAAGCAGCUGCUGCGACACCCGGCCUUCCAGCUGCUGCUGGCCAUGCUGCUGGUUAUCAAUGGCAUCACCAUUGCUCUCCGCACCAACUCCAACUUCGACCAGACACACUAUGAGUUGUUCUCUACCAUAGAUGAUGUCGUGCUGACCAUCCUCAUCUGCGAGGUUCUGCUUGGCUGGUUCAAUGGCUUCUGGAUUUUUUGGAAGGAUGGCUGGAACAUUCUCAACUUCCUUAUCGUCUUUAUCUUGCUCUUGGGGUUCUUCAUUGAACAACUCAACACCAUUGCUAUCACCUACACCCUCAGGGCGCUCCGUCUGCUACAUGUAUGUAUGUCGGUGGAGUCCCUGGCCCGGAUCAUCCGUGUCAUCCUGCAGUCAGUGCCUGGCAUGGCAAACAUCAUGGCCCUCAUCCUCUUCUUUAUGCUGGUGUUCUCAGUGUUUGGUGUCACGCUCUUUGGUGCAUUCGUGCCCAAGCAUUUUCAGAACAUGCAGGUUGCCUUGUACACCCUCUUCAUCUGCAUCACCCAGGAUGGAUGGCUGGACAUCUAUAGUGACUUUCAGAUGGAGAAGAGGGAGUAUGCAAUGGAGAUUGGGGGCGCCAUCUACUUUGCCAUCUUCCUCACCAUGGGUGCCUUCAUUGGCAUCAACCUGUUCGUCGUCGUGGUAACCACCAAUCUGGAGCAAAUGAUGAAGGCAGGAGAUCAGGGACAACAGCAUCCAAUAGCCUUUAGUGAGCCAGGUGACUACGACGAUGACCAGAAUAAGGAGCUGCCGCUGGUGCACUGUACCGUCGCCCGCCAGGAGACCACUGGCCACCUCCAGGAGCCGCUGGUGGGGGGCCCCCUGCCAAAUCUCUCGGAAAACACGUGCGACAACUUCUGCUUGGUGCUCGAGGCGAUCCAGGAGAACUUGCUGCAAUACAAGGGCAUCCGCGAUGAGCUCAAUGCGAUCGUGGAGGAGGUGCGCUCCAUUCGCUUCAAUCAGGAGCAAGAAGAGGAGCUGUUACACCGGCACCUGUCCAGGAGCCAAGAUUUCGAGACUGGCUCCUCGGUGGACAUCCGCGAGGUGGCCCAAGAACAAGACUUGAUUACAGCGCUGGUAAACCGAGAAAGGGUCCAUGAAUCGGCCACAAAUUUGCUGAACAAACACAAGAGCAGCCGCUAA